AUGUUUAGAACUCUGAUCCAGGGCUGGAAGAGGCUCCCAAGCCCUGUGGCUUCACUCUCUGUGAGAAGCACCAGUAAUGAAGCAAACUACAGGCCCAAACUGGCCAACAAAGUUGCUGUGGUUACAGGGUCCACAAACGGGAUUGGUUUCUCCAUUGCUCAGCGUCUGGCCCGGGAUGGGGCCCACGUGGUUCUUAGCAGCCGGAAGCAGCAGAAUGUGGACUGUGCAGUGGCCAUGCUAAAGGCGGAGGGACUGAGUGUGACAGGCACUGUGUGUCACGUAGGGAAAGCAGAAGAUCGAGAGCAGCUGGUGGCCACGGCCCUGGAACACUGUGGGGGUGUGGACUUCCUGGUGUGUGUCGCAGGGGUUAACCCCUUGGUAGGAAGUACCUUAAAGAGCAGUGAACAGAUCUGGGACAAGAUCCUGAGUGUGAAUGUGAAGGCCCCAGCCCUGCUGCUGAGCCAGCUGCUGCCCCAUAUGGAAAACAGGGGACAAGGUUCGGUGGUCCUGGUGUCCUCAGUUACAGCCUAUGUACCAAUUCCUAGACUGGGGGUCUACAAUGUCAGUAAAACAGCCCUACUGGGACUAACCAAGACUCUGGCAGUGGAGCUAGCACCAAAGAACAUCCGUGUGAACUGCCUAGUACCAGGAAUCAUCAACACAGACUUCGGCCGAGUGGUGAGGACCAAGGGCAGGAAGCAGAGCUAGCCACUAAGUACUGGGGUGUCACUGUUUCAGCCUCAUCUCCUCUCUCCACACAGAGUGGGUCAGCCUGAGGACUGUGCAGGACUCGUGUCUUUCCUCUGCUCCCCGGAGGCCAGCUAUAUCACUGGUGAGAACAUUGCUGUAGCUGGCUGGUCCCCCCACCUCUGA
This is a messenger RNA of Cricetulus griseus (Chinese hamster), 873 nucleotides long. Lineage: Eukaryota; Metazoa; Chordata; Mammalia; Rodentia; Cricetidae. The record is from RefSeq and is a predicted model, not a curated record.